This is a messenger RNA of Emericellopsis cladophorae, 525 nucleotides long. Its product is annotated as large subunit ribosomal protein L7/L12. Gene Ontology annotation, molecular function: structural constituent of ribosome. The record is from RefSeq and is a predicted model, not a curated record. Gene Ontology annotation, biological process: translation. Gene Ontology annotation, cellular component: ribosome. Lineage: Eukaryota; Fungi; Ascomycota; Sordariomycetes; Hypocreales; Bionectriaceae. The coding region runs from base 1 to 525 and encodes 174 amino acids. The transcript is spliced from 2 exons.
AUGGCCAUGUCAUGUCGAUACGCCGCCCGCAGUUGCGCCCGCCAGCUGCGCGCCGCCCCUUCAGCCCAGACGAUGCGCGUAGCUGUGUCGAGCAGACGGUGGAACUCGACAGAGGCGGCUGCGACCAACCCCAAGAUCAACACCAUUGUCGACCAAAUCAGCCAAUUGACUCUUCUGGAGACUGCCGAUCUCGUGUCGACACUAAAGACCAAGCUCAACAUUCCUGAUCUGCCCGUAGGCGGCUUCGCCGCUGCGCCCGCCGCCGCCCCCGUCGAGGAAGCCGAGGAAGCCGCGCCCGCCGCCCAGGAGAAGCACCUCUUCACCGUGAAGCUGCAAGGAUUCGAGACCGCGUCCAAGGCCAAGGUGAUCAAGGAAGUGAAGAGCCUGCUGGGCCUCAGCUUGGUCGACAGCAAGAAGUUUGUCGAGAGCGCGCCCAAGUUGAUGAAGGAGAAUGUGACAAAGGAGGACGCGGAGAAGAUGAUUGCCACCAUGAAGGAGCUCGGCGCGACGGUUGUCAUGGAGUAA